AGAAUUAUUAGCUACAUUAUUAUUUCAAUAUAAUUUAUAGGGAAUUAUAUAAUUUUUUUACGAUGAUCUUCUCUUUAAACGAACUAGUUCACUGGUUAGGUUUAACGAUCUUUGAGAUAUGGAUCAAUUUAAUUGCCUUAAUGUUCUUCACUAUUUUGCUAGCUUUAAAAUUAGAUGAAAAUUUAUUUUUGGGACCAUCAGGAUGGUGGGAAGUAUUUUCGCCGCUCUUUAUAGCAGAUGGUUUAAAUACGUAUUUUUGCGCUAUUAUUUUUAUAAGAAUGUAUAUGGAAGGAAUGAUUAGAGCAGGCAUUUUGCGAGCUCUAUGGAGUCAAAUAUCAUUAUUAUUAAUUUUUGUGUUUAAGUAUCUUCUGUGUAAAAAGCUCUCUGGACAAAGCACGUUGGAGUAUUCUGAAGUUUUGAGUCCUGUAUUUAUUCUUCUGCAAUUGAUUGCUGUCAGAGCUUGUCAAUUACAUUAAGAAAAAUAGAAGAAUUUUCCUGUACUACUUCGAUACUUCCAGAGUCAUCAUCUAUAAACAACUGACCAGCAAUCCAGGUGCUUUAUGUGGGCAUAUAUGCCCCCUCCAGUCCUCUUCAGCCAAGAUCAAUAAUCCUAACUGAGACAGUGGAUGUAUUCAGUGAGAAGGGGUGCGUGAAUCAAGUCAUUCUAUAGGUAAAGCCUGUUGCUGCUACCACAUUUCACAAGUUCACAGAAUGUGCUACAUUAAACGCCACAUUAAUUGUCUGUCAUAAGACUGAUUAUCAAUUACAAGAUUUAGUGAUGUGCUGUGGAUAUACCGAGGGAUUA
Messenger RNA from Atta colombica, 805 nucleotides. Its product is annotated as transmembrane protein 203. Bases 63 to 476 code for a protein of 137 amino acids. Gene Ontology annotation, biological process: intracellular calcium ion homeostasis. Gene Ontology annotation, cellular component: endoplasmic reticulum. The transcript has 2 exons. NCBI's taxonomy places the organism in Eukaryota, Metazoa, Arthropoda, Insecta, Hymenoptera, Formicidae. The record is from RefSeq and is a predicted model, not a curated record.